CAAAGAUUGGGAAAAUGUUCAGAAUAUUGCUGCAACAUUCUGCAUUUUGAUUUAAGGCUAAAUUAGUUGACAUAGAGGGUAUAAAUUGUGAAAAUUUAAACAGCAGAACGCAAUAAAAGUGAUCAUUUGAAACAGAAUACACACAAGCAAGCAAGUUUAAUUGGAUCACCAAAGAAUAGCACAGUAAUUGCUUAAUGAAUCUAAUAUAAACAUUUUGCUAUCAAAACUCAAUUGAUUUUUAUGUUUUCUCCUACUUAUACAUCGGUAUAAAUAAUCGAAUACAUUUAUUUCAAUUUGAUAAAACGAGUCAACUGAUUGCUAAUGGUACAACUAAUUCAGCAUACGAAAUGUUUUAAUUCCAUUUUGUACCUUGUGCCAUACUAACUUGUUCCAGAUUUUUGGUAGUCAGAAAUGUUUUAUUUUGACAAUCAUAUGUUUUAAAAAGUGAAAAUAUACUAAACACUAUUUUCAAUUAAAAACAAAAAUUAUGUCUGACGAAUACAGUGUAGUUUCAAAAAGCAAACUAAAGUUAAAAAAUGAUUCGCAGUUAAAAAAAAAGAAAAAGAAGUCUAAAGACAAAGAAAAGAAAGUGGAAGCUCUACAUAACACUGCUAAGGAAUAUUUGAAAGAAACUGAAAAAAAGAGUGGAAACCUAGAAGGAGCGGAACGUAAGUUAACUAAAGCUGAGAAAGCAUUUAAACAACAGCAGGAAAAAAUGCGUAACAAACGUAUAAUGGAAAGAGCGUCCACUACCCACAAGGAACGUGUAGAGAAAUUCAAUGAACAUUUGGACACAUUAACAGAGCACUUUGACAUCCCAAAAGUAUCUUGGACUAAAUAAAAAUAUGAAAAUUUUUUG
Molecule: messenger RNA, 859 nt
Organism: Teleopsis dalmanni
Lineage: Eukaryota; Metazoa; Arthropoda; Insecta; Diptera; Diopsidae
Product: protein FAM32A
Exons: 3
Coding region: 488-841 (117 amino acids)
Cellular component (GO): nucleolus
Source: RefSeq, a predicted model, not a curated record